Molecule: messenger RNA, 2848 nt
Organism: Misgurnus anguillicaudatus (oriental weatherfish)
Lineage: Eukaryota; Metazoa; Chordata; Actinopteri; Cypriniformes; Cobitidae
Source: RefSeq, a predicted model, not a curated record
UUUCGCGCAGUCAAUGGAGUCGUUGCGUGUUUCUGGAAAUGCAAACAUUUAUGAUAAUUCAUAAAUAGGGCAGAUUAUUAUAAUAAUAGUUUAUUUUAGUCAUCUUUAAGCGGAUACCUGCAAUUGUUUGUCGUCAGUAAGCGUCUCGUGUUUUGCGUGCAGUACGGUGUGCAGAUUCACCGCGGCCUGACGAUUAAUCCGCUAUUAGUAUUAAUACUUAUUAUAGUUUAGUUAUUAUUUAUUAAUAUAGGGUGUGCACUUAUGCAAAUAUGGCAGAAGAGGGAGCGGUCGUGAUGCAGCAGAUCGUAGAUAGGAGUUGUUGGGUGUGUUUCGCCACGGAUGAAGACGACCGUACUGCCGAGUGGGUGCGUCCGUGCCGAUGUCGCGGUUCCACUAAGUGGGUUCACCAGUCGUGUCUGCAACGCUGGGUGGAUGAAAAACAGAGAGGCAACAGCACAGCACGCGUCACCUGCCCACAAUGCAACGCGGAGUACCUCAUUGUGUUCCCUAAGCUCGGGCCUGUGGUCUAUGUUCUGGAUCUGGCAGACCGGCUGAUCUCAAAGGCCUGCCCGUUUGCUGCUGCUGGUAUCAUGGUGGGAUCCAUUUACUGGACGGCCGUCACAUACGGGGCUGUUACUGUUAUGCAGGUUGUGGGUCAUAAGGAAGGUCUCGAUGUGAUGGAACGAGCCGAUCCUCUCUUCCUGCUGAUCGGCCUGCCCACCAUCCCAGUCAUGCUAAUUCUGGGCAAGAUGAUUCGCUGGGAAGAUUACGUGCUCCGCCUUUGGAGGAAAUACUCCAAUAAGCUUCAGAUCCUCAACAGUAUCUUCCCAGGUAUCGGCUGUCCGGUCCCCAGGAUCCCGGCGGAGGCCAGUCCCUUGGCUGAUCAUGUGUCAGCUACACGGAUCCUGUGCGGAGCCCUCGUGUUCCCCACCAUCGCCACCAUCGUGGGAAAACUGAUGUUCAGCAGCGUCAACUCCAACCUUCAGAGGACAAUUCUGGGUGGCAUCGCAUUUGUGGCCAUUAAAGGGAUGUUUAAAGUUUACUUCAAACAACAACAAUAUCUCCGACAAGCUCAUCGCAAGAUCCUUAAUUUUCCCGAGGUGGAAGAAGCCUGAUCAUCAUGCAUCCAUCUAUUGUUAUUGGGAUUCAGACGGCUUUAAGAGACACAGCUGUGGUGCAUUACAAUAUUUUCACAGACUCCUCCCUGAGAUUGUGACGUGGGUUUUGAAUGUGAUCAGAAAUUCAGCUGCAUUUUUCUGUGUGAUACCAGAUUUGGGGAGUCGUGUGCUACUCAUUUUAUGAGGUUUGGUGUUUUAAGAAAAUAACUGCAAGAUGUUUUUUUUUAUUAUUAUAAAGUGGUUGUUUUUAUAACCGAUUGGACGGAUUGGAAAUGCUCAAUGUAUGACCCCACGUAACCAGACAUGAAGCACUUUUGCUGAUGUGUUUUUUUUCUUCUCAUUAACAGUUAGUCUAAUAAAUGCAUUAUGCUGUAAUAUUAAUGCAGACAGAAAUGGGUAAAUCAGAUAUUUGCAAAAAAAAAUUAUAAACUAUUUUAUGUGGCUGUUGUUGGAUAACUCGUAUGUAAAAAUGUCCAGGCUUUAAAGAUAGAUUUGCAAUAAAGCAGAUUUAAAAAUUGACCAUUUUUUGGCAUUGUGACAUUUUCAUGGCAUUAGAAUUUUUAUUCAGUAGCCUACAACAGAUACACAAUUUAUAUUUACAAUUGUGCUGUACCAUUUUUCAUCUUUUAUGUAAUGUUAUGAUAAUGAGGAACGAGAUUAUUUGAAUACUUUACAGAAUGUAGUUUGAGGUGACAAUGUGUUAAUGUUGUGUCACAAUGCAAAAAAUAAAGGUCUUAAAAAUAAGCUUCAUUUUCUUCCAAAUACUUUUUUUUUGAUGCCACAAUAAAAAUAUCACCUGGACUUUUCUUUAUAAUUUUGUGAAUAUUGUCCUGCUUUCACAUAAUGCAACUGAUAAUCCAAUUGUGUUCAUUUUGUGUUAUUGAUAUAAGUUUAAGGGAAUCACAAUUUUAUCAUUUAAAUAUAAAUGAAUAAUUAAGAGUUCACUUUGUUCAUUGCUCUUCACAAAUGAACAAUCAAACACCAUUCAGAAUGGCCAUGCUUUUUUUAGGAGACUUUGCUCUGCUUCGCUGAAUGAUCACUUCAUUAUUAAAAUAUUUUGGCACCUAAUGCAUCAUAAUUGUUGCUAUCAACACUGAUUUACUGAAAAAAAUAUCUUUUUUAGAGAUAGUGGCCUUUUUUAUUACACCAAUACAAUGCGUCUUUUUAAAGACCAUGUGGUACAGGUGUAUUUGGGUGAACAUGCCAAAUGUUGGAUUUUUAUUUUUUCCUUUUGUUUGACAUCUCUCUUGUGACUGUGAUAUAUCUGAUAAUAUAUUGAAAGCAGUAUGGAAAUGCAUAGUAUACAUAACUUUGUUUUUAAAGGUCAUUAGUUGCGGUACACUACAGUGAGUUGGUUAUAUGUAUGUGAUGAUGAGCGGUCCUCAUCCAGUGAUUUAUUCUAUAAUUUACUUUUUCACAUAUGACUUAUUUGUUCAUACAGGUAAAGCACAGAUUAUUGAUAGCAAAUGCUUAAAGGUGUUACUAUAGAGUAUUUCUGCACGAGUUGAACGACUUGGCAGUGUAUAAAUGUGAUUUUACAUUUUUCAUCAUUAUGAUUUGAAAUCAAGUAUGUUUAUAGGUUGUUCUGCAUAAGUUUUUUGUUUUGUUUUCAAAGCAUAAUGCCAAAUACAGAUCAUAUAUGUUGUAUAAAUGGAUGCGUUGUACAGAUACAGAUUCUGAAUUUAUAGCUUACUGGUUAAUUUAUGUAAAUAAAUGUAUUUUUUCCAAUG